Molecule: messenger RNA, 3421 nt
Organism: Marmota monax (woodchuck)
Lineage: Eukaryota; Metazoa; Chordata; Mammalia; Rodentia; Sciuridae
Gene: Gcsam
Product: germinal center associated signaling and motility
Exons: 6
Coding region: 421-912 (163 amino acids)
Biological process (GO): regulation of B cell receptor signaling pathway; negative regulation of lymphocyte migration
Source: RefSeq, a predicted model, not a curated record
GAGCAGGGGAGAGGGUGAGGGCAACAUGAGAAAAAGAGGGCUGUUCUUGCGGGUGAAGGGAAUUGAAUAAGGAAUCUGAUAAGAAUUCAGUUCCUUCUAUGUGUCAGACACCCUACCAAGUUCCUUAAAUACAACUUGGCCCAGAAUCCUAGUGAGCAACUGCUGUGAAAUGCGGAACAACUUCAUCCAGAGAGGCCUCUGUGCUAGGCCACCACCUAAGAAAGGAGCAGUUUUCUGAGGUCCUGGGAAGGGAAUGCUCCCUUGAGCACAAUGCUCUACAAGGAGCUCCAAGACACCUACUCUUUCUGUCACUAUUUUAAGUUCAAAACAAUUAGCAAGUUUCCUGCCACCAUGAAGCCUCAUGUACUGCAGACUUCCUGGAUUUAAAACAGUUUUAGGUGGCAGCGGGACACUCAAGAGAUGCCUUGGAAACUCAGACUCCAAAACACCAAGCAGAGAACAUCCAGAUGCUGGGAUUGCCACGACACAGAAGAGUGUUUCUGCCUCCCGUGGAAAAAAUUAUGUGUUUUUAAAGCAAGGCAAGAUUCCCUAAAGAAAAAUGAAGGAAUGACACCUACUCCUAUCCAGCAGGACCAUGCUAAUCAGACCCACAUGGAGGAGCUCUGCUAUGUCCUUAUCCAUCAUCACAAGGACCAAGGAAGAAGGCCUUCAGGGACCUCUGCUGAGGUGUACUAUGAGAAUGUUUCCUGCAAGGCUGAGAGACCCAAAGAGUCUUUGGGAGGAACAGAGACUGAGUAUUCACUUCUCCGUGUGCCCUCCACUCCUAGGCACCCCCCUUCCCCAGAAGAUGAAUAUGAGCUUCUCAUGCCAAGCAAAAUCUCCUCUCCCUCCCUAAAACAGCCACACGUACUUCCCUCCCCUUUUGAGACACAGUUUUCCCUUUUACAAUGAAGAAGCUGGACUAGUGUUAGUUUAGUGCCAGCAGGUAAAAGUGGAAAGUGGGCAUCUCUGCUUGAAGCAAGCCUCAGGUAGGAAGCCCUUCUGUGCAAAAUUUUCUAAAGACAAGGGCCACUAAGAUCCUGCUCAACAUUCAACAUCUGAGAGUCAACCAGUCAUCCUGAACACCACUAUUUGAGAAAGGAGUGAUCAUCCUUGGUUCUAAAAAGAACUGGAAGUACUGUGUGGUGGAAAGAGAUUUGUGGUUCCCCUGCAGCUCUGUUUACCACGAAAUGUUCUUGGAUUCUUACAAAAUAUCAUCAUGAUUGCUAUCUGAAGGUACAAGGAAGUUUUCUCAUUAUAUCAAGUGACCCGAGGGGGAAGUCACUCAUUGCAGUGACUCAGUCCUACUCCCAAUGACAGCCUGAGAUACUCCUCUGAGGAAUGUCCUUGAUACAAUGUCCUUCGACUCAUUGGUUCCUUGCCUGGGUUGGUUAUGGGUUGAACUAGGAGGGUACAGUACAGGUUUUUAUAAAUCUUUAACCAUGUUUUUUUUUUUUAAGCUUUAUAUUUCUCCCCAUUAAUUUAUUUUGGUGGGGAGAGCUAGGGAUUGAAACUACAUACUAGGCAAGCAAGCUACCACUGAGCUACAUCUCAGUCCCCCUCCCCCCACCCCGUAAACCUUAAUAAGACAAUCAGUCUCAAAAAGUGAUACUGCAGAAAGACCUUUGGAGAUCCUUUAAUUCCCUCAUCUUUUUUUGGACUCAGAGAGAAUAAUUUGCCCAUUGGUAUAUUAAGUUAGUGGCACAACUUUAGCUAAGAGCAUGAUUUCCUGGCUUCCAACUCAGUACUCCUCCAAUAUACUGUACAGAAGAGCCUCUUCUGUGUAGUCAAUAUCUCUAUUAAAUAGCAUGUCAUGUAUAAAAUAGGAAUGAGAAGUCUACAUGGGAAACAAAACUCACAUCCACCCCUUCUCUGAUGAGCAUGUCUCCUUUGGCCUCGAUUAUUUGUUGUCUCUCUUCUCCUUUUUUUAGUAUUUCUAGAAUUAUGUCUAUCCCUAAAUCAGGUUCAUCACACUGUGGCCCACUAACCGAAUCCGGCCCAUCACCUAUUUUUGUAAAUAAUGUUUUAUUGAGACACAGCCACACUUAUUUCUUUGCAUUGUCUACAGUUGCUCAACCAUGGAGGAGAUUUGAGUAGUUGUGACAUAGACCACAGGCCCUGAAAAGUCAAAAAUACUAAUGUUUUGUCCCUUUAUAGAUUGAAAAAAAAAAUUGCAGACCUCUGCCCUAAAUGAUCAUAUUUGAGAUUAACUUAACAGGAAUAUGUUUGGUUAUUGAUAUAACUCAUAAGAGUAGUACCAAUAAAAUGAUAUGAAAAUAUUAAACCACAAAUGAGAUGAGUGAGACCAAGAAAAUUAGCAAACUAGGCUAUUUCUAUAUUCACACCUGUGUCCUCCACUUGCUGCUUUGUUUUACUCAUGGCCAUUGUCCUAAUUUUAGAGAAGUUAAAAUAGUAAACGGUUUGUUGAAACAAGCAGUAGAUACAUUAUAUGUUUCAUUAUUGUUUUGUUCUCAAAGCUAACCCAAGCUCAACUUUGCUAUUUAAAACAUGGCAAGUGCCCAAUGAAGAGAAAUCCAGUGGUUUGAGGCUAGAUGAUCAAUGCAGGCUUGCUGGGCUUUUAGCCAGCUGAUGGUCUGCAGCUAAGGGUCAACCACAUCCUGACAUCUUAGCUUCUGCUAGUCUCCUACUUUUAGCAAAAUUCUUUCCCAGGUAACCCUAACUUGUAUCUCUGGCUGGAGUUCACUCAGGUUUGAAAGGGCGUGUUCAUGGUAGCAGAGAACACUGUGGAAGGUGUAACGUGGCUGGGGGAAGAGUAUGGACCCAAGACAGACAACCAGUGGUUCAAAUCCUGGUUCUUUCUCUUCCUGUUCUGUGACCUUGAGUCUGUUACCCAGAUGCUCAGGUUUUUCACUCACAUGAGAGGAUUUACAUUUAAUAUAGUAAGCAGAACCUCUAUCAUAAACCCUAAAUAGAAAUCAUAUCAAAGAGUAAAGAGAAACAGAAAUCUUUUAUGAUGUAUGGAGAAGAGCACGUUGAUACAUCUGGUUAUCCAGGGCCACACGGGGACUUUCCAGCAAGGCAAAAACACCAAACUGAUAGGUUUUUGCUGGGAUUUUUUACAUGGAUAUGAAACCACUAUGGAUGUUGGUUGGUUGAUAUAUUCUUAGUACAAAAUGGUAACCUAUAUGUGUUUGAGCCUUAUCCUGUGAAAGCAUUACCAGUCCCAAACAGUAUUUGUCUCCCAUCAGGACCACAUUAAUUCCUAGCCAAAAAAAAAAGAAGAAAAAGUUGUUCUUAUAGUGAAAUUAGAAGGAUUGUAAAAGGAAAUUAUUAUGUGCUAGAGAACCACUUUGAUGUGUUUUGAAAUACCCACAAUGAUGUAUAUGCAAUGUUAUUUGUCAAUCAGAAAUAAUAAAAAAUAACUUAAAAAUAAAAUUUAAGGAAAUAUGAGUUUAGUACA